Molecule: messenger RNA, 2550 nt
Organism: Bipolaris sorokiniana ND90Pr
Lineage: Eukaryota; Fungi; Ascomycota; Dothideomycetes; Pleosporales; Pleosporaceae
Exons: 3
Coding region: 240-2255 (671 amino acids)
Biological process (GO): chromatin organization; regulation of transcription by RNA polymerase II
Cellular component (GO): SAGA complex
Molecular function (GO): TBP-class protein binding; transcription coregulator activity
Source: RefSeq, a predicted model, not a curated record
GUAUUGUUCACACAUUUAUUGGAUAAAAAUUCACAUAAGCCGAUCACGCAGUCUUGAAAUCAAGUGUGGCUGCCCUGGGUCAGAUGCGGAAUGGUGUGGCGCAUGCGCGGGCCGGCUACAUGACGCGCGGAGCCUCAUCCAUGUUCCUCAACGCGAACGUCAGGCGCAUUACAAGUGCGACCACCACACGGUGUCCAGGUUGAUUAAGAGUAAGCAAAGGGUAUGCUCAUGGAUGCAGAAUGAACGACGAGGAUGACUAUGAGAAUGGCGCCAGCUCCGCCGAGGACGAGGAUGAGCAGGACGACGGCGAUGUCAUGGAUGUAGAUGAGGAAGAUGAUGCAGAUGAUGCAGACGACGGCGAUGGCGACGGCGACGAUGACGACGCCGAAGGAGAUAAUGACAAUGACGACGAAGACCAAGACCAGGACCAGGAUCAAGAUCAAGAUCAAGACGAGCCAGACAGUCCUUCGCAACAUCCGCGCGGCAGCAUUCAAAAUGGCGGAACACCUGGCAGAGGAGACGGCAAUCCAGCAGUGACAUUCACAUCGCCGAGUCCACAUGCCGCAGCAGCAACAGGUGUUCUGGGCAAUCUGCCCUUCCGCCCCAGCGUGCGACAGGAAGCCUUGAACACACCCAUGUACGACAUCAUCCCUACUAUUGCCGCGCCACACAGUACCUCGAUCAACGCUAUUACUGCAACACCCGACAUGCGAUGGGUCUUCACCGGAGGGUCAGACGGUUAUAUCAGGAAAUUCAACUGGGUAGACACCGCCAACGGGAAGCUUGCUCUCACCGUAGCGCAGCGGCAUCCAUUUGUGGACUCUGUCACCAAAGCAGGUGUCCUGCUAUCUUACUGGGAAAACGAAGACAGUGCAGCCGGCGCGGAGAGUCUGUCGCCAGUCUACUCGCUCGCAGUCCACCACCAGGCUCUCUGGCUGCUCUCAGGUCUGGACUCGGGGGGUAUCAACCUACAAUCGGUGCGACAUCAAGAAGGAACCCGCAUUCAUACACUGAAGAACCAUACAUCGGCAGUGUCGGUCUUGACAUUAUCGCAGGAUGAGACGUCUGUGCUUAGUGGCAGCUGGGACAAGACCAUUAAUGACUGGGAUUUAAAUACUGGUCAGGUCAAGAGGAGAUUCGAAACGAGUGGCGGUCAAAUAUCCGCCAUUGAGCAGCGGCCAAUGUCUACACUGCCCAUACCCCAAGACACUGAAACCCUUCCUCUAGCCAAUGGUACCUUUUCCUCAAAUAAUGCCGCCCGCCCCAGAGCAAACGGAAGCAUCCCCAAUGGCAUCGACACGAAGCCCAUAAUACCCAAAGAGGAAGGUACCGAGGAUGCUCAGGGCUCCCCAGAUGACUCGCUGUUCGGAGACAAGGAUCAGGACUCUCUAUUCGGCGACGGUGGCCAAGAGAACAACCUAUCAGCAACUCUGCCUUCAUUCGGGGACGAUGACGACGAGUUUUCAAGAGCAAUAGCAAACGGCAUACAGCAGGCAGAUGAAGAUGCUAAUGCCGAUUUAGACUUGGUGGACAUGGGCGGCCCUGUCCAAGAACCCCAGGAGCCUACAGGUGAAGAUGUGAAAGAGCCUACCACAGUGACUGAGGCAAUGCCAGACGCAAAUGGCACAGCCGAUUCACAGUCAAAUGGUGCAGCCAACGGACUACCUCACGCAGAGGACAUUGAGCAACCCAUUAACACAUCAGCAAACCAGACUGUGCAGCCGGCAUCAUCCGAGACAACCUUUGUAGAUGCAUCCAUGGACGGCACACUGCGCAUCUGGGACAGGCGGCAGCCGAAUCCCGUCGCACGUAUCACGCCACCGCGCAAUACACCCCCGUGGUGCAUGAAUGCCUGCUGGUCGCCCGACGGCAACUUCAUCUACGCAUGCAGGAGAAACAGUACUGUGGACGAAUACAGCCUCCACAAGAGUCUGCGAGAGCCAAGGCGGACAUUCAGGUUUCCUAGCGUCAGUGGCCCUGUCAGCGCUGUUCGGGCUAUGCCUAAUGGGAAGCAUCUCGUGUGCGCCUCAUACGACAUUCUCCGUCUCUAUGACCUCACGCACGAAGACUCUGGUACCAAGACUGGUGCAGCUGCGACUCCCUUUUUCAUCGUGCCCGGCCAUCGCACAGGCCUCAUUUCCCAGCUCUAUCUCGACCCCAUUUGCAACUUUAUGAUUUCUACGGGCGGCAACAGGGGUUGGGAGGGUGCGUCGACAGAGGUCAUGCUGGGCUAUGAGAUUGGCAUCCCUUCGUAGUAGUAGCCUUGUGUUGCUUGCUCAUGACUUAAUACCCCCCCUCAUGGUUCCCGGCGUUUUGUUUUUCGAUCAACCUUGUUCUAAAGUGAAGGAAGGAGGGGAGCGAGGGAGGGUUGUGUAUGUAGGUGUGAUAUGUGUGUGUGGACACGACAUUGGCGUCAAUGGCUGAGAUGGAGCUAUUAUCAUCUUGUUACUUUGCAUAGUCGUACAUAAUCAAGCGUUUUGAUGUUUGCGAGAAAAAAAAAGAAUGAUAUCUGAGACGAGACGUUCAUCAGAACGUGGCCCGUACGCGCGU